CUUUACUGGGUACCAGGCCACCAAGACAUCCCUGGGAACGAAAAAGCAGACGCCCUAGCUAAAGAAGCUACUGAGCUAGACCCUCCUUCUACUAGCAAAACUAGCCUAGCUAUUACUAGCUCGCGAAUUAAGCAGCUAGGAGAGAGAGAAUGGCUAAGCCAACUUGAACAGUAUAGGAAAAAAGCCACUAGCAAGAAUCCACAUACGUACGCAGCAAAAUACAAGUGGAAGAUAAGAAAGCAAAUCGCUAUUCCUAGCAAUACUAGAAGAGAGAUUUCUAGCGCUUUCUACCAACUUAAACUAGGGCACUGUUACCUAAGGGACUACCUAUAUAAGAGAGGGAAAGUAGAUUCUAAUAGUUGCCCCUGCAACUAUAGGUCUAUACAAGACCUACCUCAUAUUCUAUUUAGAUGUAAUCUAUAUAGAGAGGAAAGGAAAGGACUAAGAGAAGCCUGCGAAGGCGAUCUAUCACUACCUAUCCUCCUUUAA
Exserohilum turcica Et28A is the source of this 489-nucleotide messenger RNA. RefSeq lists its product as uncharacterized. NCBI's taxonomy places the organism in Eukaryota, Fungi, Ascomycota, Dothideomycetes, Pleosporales, Pleosporaceae. The annotation marks the transcript as partial. Gene Ontology annotation, molecular function: RNA-DNA hybrid ribonuclease activity; nucleic acid binding. Gene Ontology annotation, biological process: DNA replication, removal of RNA primer. The transcript has a single exon. The record is from RefSeq and is a predicted model, not a curated record.